Molecule: messenger RNA, 281 nt
Organism: Meloidogyne enterolobii
Lineage: Eukaryota; Metazoa; Nematoda; Chromadorea; Rhabditida; Meloidogynidae
Source: the annotation of a GenBank genome assembly
UGACACCAAACUACAUUGAAGUGAUGGCAGAACCGGAGGCAGAAUAUGAAAAUGGAGUGCUUAUUGGACCAAAUGGAACUGUCAGAGCAUCAAACUUCUAUGAUGAAUGGAAAGAACAUGACAGCAACAUCAGUCAAGAAGCACCAUCAAGUGAAUUCGUCGCCAACCUUGGAUUUGGACAACCAUCAACAUCACAGCCAUCAACAAGCCGAAGGAGUGGACAACAAGCCCGACUUUAUCAUCGAUUCCAACGUUCUGGACACCUAGCCAAAGACUGCUAG